CCGUGACCGACAGCAGCAUCCAGCACUGUUGUGGAUGAGAGAGAGGCUGCUCUGUCUUUCAUACAAAACAGCGUCGCAGUAGCAAAUUAGUAGGUAUAAACAAUAGUCGCGUUUAGUGCAGCAAGGUAUAACUUUUCAAUGAGUUAGGACCCGUUGUUUUUGUAUACGACGUGUGACUGAAGGACAUGCCAGCAGCAACCUUGCAACUCCAAUUUAAGAUUUUAGAGGUUGUAAUAGUAUAGUAUCCCUGCAGCUGCAGAGUUGCACACAAAAAAACAUUAUUCAGUUGAAGCUCGGAGUACUGCACAUCACACAGAGGAGUCUCUUCGCCUCCAUAGACGAGGAUGAGCAGGAGUAACUGAGGUGUUGCCUCUCCAGUGUUGUGUCUGGGGUGAUAAAUGUCAGCCGGUCCUGAUAUUUGUAUGGGUCUUUCUCCACAACCACUGGUCUCCCCGGGUAGACUGAACAAACGAGUCGACUCUAACAGAUCUACGCCUGUCCUCUGUCUACUUGCGGUCUGACGGCACUCAUCAACAUCAAAGGAGCAGAGCCCCAGUAACGCCACAUCCCUGGCUAUGAUGCAGGAGCCACAGGAGAUGGUGGAGGAGACUGUCACCAUAGAGGAGGAUCCCGGCACCCCCACCUCCCACGUCUCAGUGGUCACCUCAGAUGAUGGCACCACACGGCGCACAGAAACCAAGGUGACUAAGAUGGUGAAGACAGUGACCACACGAACAGUGCGCCAGGUGCCCCUUGGUCCUGAUGGCUUACCCCUUCCUGAAGGUACAUCCCCACUCGGCAGCUACACCGACUCCAUCGACCGGCGCUACAUGAAGAAUGGAGGUGAUCGUUUCAUCACACCUCAAGCAACCUCCACCCUGACACGCUCCUACAACAACUCCUACAACGAUUCAUACGGUGAGACACCUGAGAGCCAAUAUGUUCGCCACUACGGACUGCACGACGGCUACGUAGAUUUGGCAGACAACUACGGCAGCCUGUCACGGGGCGUCAACUUCCGGCCACCGCGCUACCCCUACUUGCCCAACAGCUACCGGCCUGAGAACAGCUACACCCUCCCGAUACGCAAGGAUGACUACGGUCAUGUGGCCCAGCCCCAGGUGCCCAUGGGCAGCAGCACCAUUGAUCUGAACCGCUCACAGCCGGAGCGCUUCCAGGCCGAGCCAUAUGGCCUGGAGGAUGAUCGCCGCAGCUUGGGACAGGAUGAGGAGGAGCCAUAUGAGCUGGAACCGGACUACUCCACUGCCAACCGACGCACCCUGCAGGGGGCAAACCGGGGUCGCACCCACAGGGAACCUCUGCGUGAUGGGCCCCGAGUGAGAGGGUACGCAGACGACCCCAUCGAGACCGAGCUGAUUGAUGAGCGCCACCCCUACAUCCACGGCAUGUAUUCAGCUCCACUCGCUCAGCCGGAGAGGGGCAGCAUGGCCAGUCUGGACCGCAUGGGAGGCCGCCGUUCACCAUCCAUCGACAGCAUCCGAAAAGACCCGCGCUGGCGUGACCCAGACCUGCCCGAAGUCAUCGCCAUGCUUGGACACCCCAUUGACCCGGUCAAGUCCAACGCGGCUGCCUACCUGCAGCACCUGUGUUACGAGAAUGACAAGAUCAAGAAGGAUGUGCGUCAGCUGAAGGGGAUUCCUGUUCUGUCCGGGCUUCUGGACCACCCCAAAUCUGAAGUCCACCGCAAGGCCUGUGGUGCCCUGCGCAACAUCUCCUACGGCAAAGACAACGACAACAAGGUGGCCAUCAAGAACUGUGACGGCAUCCCGGCUCUGGUCCGUUUGCUGAGGAAGACCAACGACAUGGAGGUUCGAGAGCUCAUCACAGGCACUCUGUGGAAUCUGUCGUCCUAUGAGCCUCUGAAGAUGGUGAUCAUCAACCACGGCCUGCAGACCAUGACCAACGAGGUCAUCAUCCCGCACUCAGGCUGGGAGCACGAACCGAAUGAAGACUCGAAGCCACGUGACGCCGAGUGGACCACCGUCUUUAAGAACACCUCCGGCUGCCUCAGAAAUGUGAGCUCGGAUGGAGCAGAGGCUCGACGCAGGCUGAGGGAAUGCGAGGGAUUGGUGGACGCCUUGCUGCACGCUCUCCAAUCAGCUGUAGGGAAGAAAGACAUGGACAACAAGUCCGUGGAGAACUGUGUUUGCAUCAUGAGAAACCUGUCCUACCACGUCCACAAAGAGGUGCCAGGGGCUGAAAAGUUUCAGGACCCUUCAUCACUCCAGGCCCCUGGAUCAGCUGGACCACAGAGGAAGAAAAAGGAUGACGCUGGCUGCUUCGGAGGAAAGAAAGCCAAAGAGGAAUGGUUUAAUCAAGGCAGAAAAAACGGUGAGAACGACAAAAACUACGACACAUUGGAUCUGCCCAAGCGCGCAGAGCCGACCAAAGGCUUUGAGCUGCUGUAUCAGCCUGAAGUUGUGAGGCUCUACCUAUCUCUGCUGACUGAGAGCCAGAACUACAACACCCUGGAGGCCGCUGCAGGGGCUCUUCAGAACCUCAGCGCUGGACAAUGGACUUGGUCCAACUACAUCCGAGCCACGGUGCGGAAGGAGAAAGGUCUUCCCAUCCUGGUUGAGCUGCUGCGCUCCGACUCUGACAAGGUGGUGCGAGCUGUGGCCAUCGCUCUGCGCAACCUGUCCAUUGACCGCCGCAACAAGGACCUGAUCGGAAGUUACGCCAUGCGGGACUUGGUGAGCAACCUGCCCAGUGGUCAGCAGCGGCCAGCCAAAAACCUGGAGGAGGACACGGUGGUGGCUAUCCUCAACACCAUCCAUGAGAUCGUCACUGACAGCUCAGAGAAUGCCCGCUCCCUCAUCCAGGCCCAGGCCAUCGAGAAACUGGUCGCCAUCAACAGGACCAGCCAAUCUGCUCGUGAAACGAAGGCGGCGUCCCACGUGCUGCAGACGGUCUGGAGUUAUAAGGACUUGAGGAAUGCUCUGACCAAGGAUGGCUGGAACAAAAGCCACUUCCAGCCCACAGUGACAGCCACCCCGAAAGCUACAAAGAACGGCAAGCCAGGCUAUGAUGACACCACUCUGCCACUGAUGGAGAAAAACCAAGAUGGUUACUCCACUAUUGACCAGAGGGACAAGGACUGCAAGUACAAGGCAGGCGACAGCUCGGUGGACCUGACGGAACGGGAACCAUUAAAGAAUGACACAAAUAGGAAACACUAUAUCAGGAGUAACAGGCCUGCGGUCAGUCUGGUGGACGCUUGUGAUGUAAAGCCCCAGCCUGUUGACUCCUGGGUCUAAAUGCAUGCAUGGCUUAAAAUAACAACACUGCAGCUAUAGGAGGAUCUCUCAUAUCACCACUGCCAUUUCACUCAUCUUACGAGUUGGACUUUGUACAGAAAAGAGGAUUUAAAAACAAACAAAAAAAAAGAUGAUCAAAACAGCGACUACCCAGCAGCAGCCAGCAUUCUCAUGCUUUUCAGAUUUUUAAAAAAGAACGAGAAUAAAAAGUGACUACUCACACUGCUUUCUCAUAUCUACAUUCCCACUGGACAUCAUGUGAAUUUUACAGUGUUGACUCUUGUUGAGCUCAAACGGUGAUGAAGAACGGACAGAGGCCGGUGCUGAUGAAGAAAUGGACUUAUGAAGUUGGACAAAGCGAGGUGAAGGAAGUUAAAAGAGAAGGAACGUGUGCCGGAAGGAAACCUGUAUGAUUAUUUUUAAAUUUCAGUUUUCACAUGUGGGAUAAGUUCAAGCCUCAAUUGUGUGGGUUUUGGAGAAUUUGACUUUCAGUUUGUUCUCAAGCUUUGGUAUUUUGAUGUGAACAGCUAUGGACUGGUGUGUUUGAAAGUCGCUGAAUGUUUUUUUUUCAGGUUGUUUGGAUGGAAACGAGAAAGUAAAAGUAAAAAGAGCGUAACCGAGCCUGAGAGGAGCUGUAGCAUAGUGAACAUUUAAUCCCAGCUGCUCUCACAGACUUCUCCAUUUGGUUUACUGUGUUUUUAUAAAGAAAAAAAAAGUGCACUGAGAUGCUUUUAAAUCAAAAGUGGUAAACAGGUGAUUGAUGUUCAUUUUACGAAGUGAGGAGUCCGCAAGUUGUGGUCUGGAGAGUGGAAAGUGAGAUGGUUUGAGCAUCAGUUUGAGUGACAGUUUCUGUUAACACUGCAUCGCAAAAGUAUGUUAAAGCAGAAGCAUGUGAAACACUCAUGGAGCUGUGGUUAAAUCUGUAACCACUCAGGUUGUCUAAUGAUGCAGUUUCACAAGUUUCCUGGCUGGUUGCUCUUUGUCAAUGAUGUGUAUUAAAGAGGAUAUGAGGCAUUUUGUUUAUAAAUGAUUUGUGUUUUUGAAGAAAGACAGAAGGAUAGGUCUAAAAGCGUUUUUUUUUUAUUUUUGUUGGCUUUUAUAUAAAUGUAUAUUAGGGUCAAAAGGAAAAAAAAAAAGAAAAAUGAAGGAUAAAAAAAUCAACAAAAAUGACCGACCUCUUAGUUGUAUAUUAAUAUCACACUGUUUGGAAAGCACAUCUCAUUUGAUAAAGGCUCACCAUGUUUGUAAACAAGAAAUAACCACGUAACUUAAAUGUGUGUCAAAUAUUGUCGAGUCACGCCGAUGAUCACUUAUUUAUAUUUUCUAUUUGUCAAAAAAAAUAACAGAAAAAGUUUAUUGGCGAUGGUCUUUCUUAAGGCGAUGACUGACAUGAAAAGCUCCCACGUCUUCAAAACAGACACUCCGGAGGGGUCAGAGGUCAGACUGAGUUAACAGGAUUGACAAGAGAUGGCAGUGUUAAUAAAACAGUUUCAUUUUUCUUCCUGAUGGAUUCAGACCAAGUUGAACCCUCCUUCACCGGUGCAUCUUAAAGAGAAAUAUACAGUUGUGAGCAUGCAGAAAAAACUGUACAGAUGUUUAUAUUUUAUUCUUUCCAAGUGCCAGUUUUUUGUGGUGUCAUUUGGAUAUUAACUAAUUCAUUUCAGUGAAAUUCAUGAGGAAGACAGAACAGCCGGGGAGUGGAUCAGGAGGUGUGAGACACAAUAAGAGUUGCAUCACACUGUACAAAAAACAUCAAGUUUGGUCAUAUAGUAUAUAUUUUUACAACGUGUUAGGGUGUGUGGUUGCGAUAUAGAAAAGCAGAGGGAUACGGAAUCAUAUUGCCAUUUUCUCUUGAUUCACUUUGGAAAGAAAGAGAAGCCAAUCCAAGUCGGUAUCACUCAUGCGUCAUCAAGGCGAACGGCAUGUGCCUGCAUUGAAGUCUGAUUUUCUUUGUGACGUAUGUGACUUUAUAAAGCUUGCAUAUUUUACACAGUGUUUACAAAAGGUGUACGUUGUGGUAAAAAUCAAUAAACUACAAAAAAAAAUCUAACUGUAUAAAUUUUAAUUUCAGAUUUUAAAAAAAAGUUAUAAUAAUACCCAGCAUCCCUUUUGUGUGUCCUCAGAAGUGUGUGCUUUCAUUGGACAAUACUGAACCCUUUCGACAAAGACCCACAUGACUGUCUAUUCCUGACUGCACUGUGCAGUAACACAACCAAAGGAUCUGGAGUUGUCUUUACAUGCAUUCAUAAACAAAGGGUUUUUCCAGUUUUGUGGAUGUGCAGCACAUUGUACAUUUACAAAUUAAGAGCCAAGCAACUGUGCUGUAAGAUAAAUGCGCGACACGGACACAACGAAUCAAACGAACCUACCUGUGUAGAUAUGACUGAUUCAAGACCGUCAAAAUAAAGUAACUGUACUACUCAGUAGCAGAUGUGUUUGUACCUAUCAUGUGCCUUAACCUUUUCCAUGGUAGAUAAAAGAUAAGUGUGUUUUAUAUAACUUUAUUCCUCCCUUUCAACUGUCAUCUCACCAUCCUGUCUGUUCACCUCAACCCCCUCCUCGUCCCCGGCCCCCUUCCUUUUCCCCCCUCCACUCGACUCAUUCAUUCAUUCAUUCUCCCAGCAUCCCCCCACCCUCUACUGCCCCCUGAACCCCAUGUAGUUUAGACUGUUGGUGGGUUUCUGCCUUGUAUUACAUUGUAUUAUAAACUUUUAAAAAGAUAGAGGCAUUCGAUGACAUGGUUUUGAUUUCCUAGAGGAGUAAAGUUGUUAAUGCUUUCGUAGCGAGCAGAAGCGAUGCCACAGUGACAGAAUGUAUUACGUUAAUUUUACUAAUACCCAGAGGCAAAUAUUACGCUUGUUAAACAUAACGGAAAAAUACUGGUUUGUAGAGUAUAAAUUUGGUGUGUUUUCAAUAAAUCAUGCCUGGAAAGAA
Molecule: messenger RNA, 6212 nt
Organism: Notolabrus celidotus (New Zealand spotty)
Lineage: Eukaryota; Metazoa; Chordata; Actinopteri; Labriformes; Labridae
Gene: arvcfb
Product: ARVCF delta catenin family member b
Exons: 19
Coding region: 576-3278 (900 amino acids)
Biological process (GO): cell-cell junction assembly; cell-cell adhesion
Cellular component (GO): adherens junction; cytoplasm; nucleus
Molecular function (GO): cadherin binding
Source: RefSeq, a predicted model, not a curated record